UAGCCGGACAGCAGCAGAAGUCUGGAGGUAAAUGCUCAGGAGGGCUGCCCGCUUAUAUCGAAGAGGGAAAUUAGCUGCUAUGCUGGUCUGAAGAAACUACGCGCUGACACAUCUGUAAUACCGGACACGGAGCCACACAAGAACAUUUCAUUCAUUCAACAGCAGAGAAAGUUUUCCCUGAUGGAAGUUGAAUGUCUCGCACUCAAAGACCUCACAAGUCCAAGGAAAAGUUUUACGGUGGGGUCGGAGGAGAAUGGGGGCCAAAGUGAACAAAAGGAAAACAUCUGCACAGAGAAGAGAAGAUCCACGCCUCUGAAAUCUGCUGAGCCUACCAUCCCCAAUUUACUAAUAAGCAGAAAAGUUGCCACCCCCGAUCUGACCCACAUCACCCCCAUCAAGCGUUCAGCCCUGGCCGAGCCCUGGACACCCACGGCCAAUCUGAAGAUGCUGAUCAGCGCAGCGAGUCCAGACAUUAGAGACCGAGAGAUGAAAAAGGUGCUGUUUAGACCCAUAGAGAAUGAGAAGGACAAGCCAGCAAGUCCCAAUGCUGCGAUAGUAGAUACGGAGGUGGACGAUUCUUAUCAGUUUGAAGCUGUGGACGAAGAUGAUGAGGCAGAGAAGAAGCCGAGCAGGAAGCAGAAGAGUCUGGGUCUGCUGUGCCAAAAGUUCCUGGCCCUUUACCCCGAUUACCCUCCACCACACAGCCCCAUCUGGAUCUCACUGGAUGAGGUGGCAACCAGUCUGGGAGUGGAACGGCGCCGUAUCUACGACAUCGUCAACGUGCUGGAGUCUCUGAUGAUGGUCGGCCGCAUAGCCAAAAACAGCUACACCUGGUACGGACGCCAGCAGCUGGACGCCACGCUGGAGGAGCUGCAGCGGAGGGGCCGGCAGCAGGGCUACCACCUCCAGAUGGAUCUGGCUAAGCUAAAUGGUUCAGCAUCAGUUAAACACCAAACAUGUAAAAAUUUAAAUGCAGCUGGUGGCAACAGGAAAGACAAAUCUCUGCGCAUCAUGAGCCAGAAGUUUGUCAUGCUGUUCCUGGUGUCCAAAACUCAGACUGUUACCCUGGACGCAGCAGCAAAGAUCCUCAUCGAGGAGAGCCAGGACUCAUCAAGUCACAGCAAGUACAAAACUAAGGUGCGGCGGCUGUACGAUAUCGCCAACGUCCUGACCAGCCUGUGCCUCAUAAAGAAGGUGCAUGUCCGCGAGGAGAGAGGCAGGAAGCCGGCCUUCAAGUGGCUCGGCCCCGUCGACUUCAGCAACUCUGGAAAUACCGCUGUAAUGCCGCCUGAAGCCAGACAGCCAAUGGCAGGCCACGACCUCGGAAAAGCCAAGAUGGCACGCCACGCCUCCUUCAACAUCACACCAACUUCUGUGGCCAUCCAGCGGCAGGUCAACUCCGCCCCCAGCAGCCCACGGCGAGAACUAACAGGUCUGGCCAAUCAGCCUGUGGAUUAUUCCAGGAAGACUACAAGCAACAACGCAGUGUGUCGACUGCAGUUUGGGAACAGCUCUGAUAACCAGCCCAGUGCAGCCCUGCAGACCAACAUCCAGCUGCCUCUGUCCUCCACUCAGUCCACCCCGCUGGCACCCUCCCUCCACCCCGAGUACCUCCUCGCCUCUUCCUCCUCCUCCUCCUCCUCCUCCUCUCCCCACUGCUUGGCCUACCUGCCCAGCCUGUCUCAGCCCUCGCUGGUCAUGCUGUACCGGCCGCUGGACAAGCCCGAGCAGACACCUGAAGGUCAGAGGUCACCCAGGAUGGAGUCUGAGGAGGGGAGGAAGAGGAAGAGGGAAGAGAAAGAAGAAGACAAGGCAGUGGUAAAAAAGAAGGGAACAUCUGGAUUAGAAGAAUGUGACAAGGUGAGAGCUGAAGCUCACAGGGAAGCAGGGGAGUGUCCACAGAUGGGUGCCACCAGGACGUCUCCCAGUCACCCAUCAGGCCUCUCCAGAGCGCUCGAUGAAAGUCACGGUGGCAACAACAGCAGCGAGGCCGCCCAGCCGUCACACUACCUCUACGUCCCCAACAGCGCAGGUCUGAACAGCCUCAACCUCUUCCUCCCUGCCGCCCAGCCACCAGCCAGUCUAGCACUUCCUCCCAGCGGCGUUCCCACCCUGGCGCUGCCCUACGUCCUGGUGCCCUCUGCCGCCCUCUCCCACUACCCCCUGGUCGCCAGCAUCUGCCCGCUGUGA
This is a messenger RNA of Seriola dumerili (greater amberjack), 2190 nucleotides long. RefSeq names its product E2F transcription factor 7 (gene e2f7). The coding region runs from base 181 to 2190 and encodes 669 amino acids. The transcript has 14 exons. The record is from RefSeq and is a predicted model, not a curated record. Gene Ontology annotation, biological process: regulation of transcription by RNA polymerase II. Lineage: Eukaryota; Metazoa; Chordata; Actinopteri; Carangiformes; Carangidae. Gene Ontology annotation, molecular function: RNA polymerase II cis-regulatory region sequence-specific DNA binding; DNA-binding transcription factor activity, RNA polymerase II-specific. Gene Ontology annotation, cellular component: RNA polymerase II transcription regulator complex.